AUGUCAUGCGAAAACUCUCACUCAGCAAAGAGAAUAAAGCAAUCUUUUAUAGUAACUGGUAAAACUGAGGCCGAAAUCAAAGCGGACUUUGUAAACUUGUUCUCGGACGAGUUAAUCUUACAUGUAUUUCAAUACUUGGAUGCAAAAGAUUUGAGCGCCUGCGCAAGAGUAUCCUCGCACUGGCAUCGAUUGGUUAACGAUCCUCAAUCAGCUUCCCGGGUCAGUCUUUUGCAUCGCCCAGUCCCAGCACAUUACCGACAUCCGCAACGUCUUCGCUUGUCCUCGUCCGCCUCUCAUUCUGAGGAUUGGAAAGAUAUCUAUCGGGUUAACCACAACUGGCAAACAGGAAACUGUCGGGUGAUAGAGUUCCAACCUGUACCGUCAGUUGAUCGAGUGCCAGUUAGUCAUAUAAGAUUAAGACACGCUCCGCCGUCUAAUCCAUUAGUUCAAUUUACCAAACAUGUGAUAUUGACUGCUUCGUAUACAGUAGGAUCUGAUCCAGAGAUAAUAUUGUGGAGAGCAGGAGAAAAGGAUUCAAAGAUUGGCUUACUUAAAAGUGGUAUACAUAAAGGCGUAAUAAAUGAUAUAUAUAUUACCUGCCUCAAACUCGAUUCGGUAGACGAAGUAGAGGACGAAUUUGGUUGGCAAAAACGAAUAGUUGCUGGUUAUUCCAAUGGUGGAUUCUCCAUCUUUGAGUUUGAUACUAUACUAAAAGACCCAACUCACAACUGGAGAUAUCGAGAAGUUGUGAAUAUGCCAGUAAGACUAUGUGGAGAGAUACCGGUGAUUGCGUGCGCUUUACAUUAUCCGAUAUUAGUUACUUGUACUGCGCAGUUUGUGCUGAGCGUCUAUGAAAUAGUGAAUGCGGGGGAGAAAGUAGAGUAUAGGCUAUUGCAUCAAUUGAUCAGUUUUAUAUGUAAACCUCCUUUGGAUAUAUCUCUUGAAGAAAAGGAUGACGAAGAACGAGGCAAGAGUGGUGAAUGGCGGAUUAUUGUCGCUUACGCAACUGGCGUGUAUGGCGGCGGAUGGACUGUUGGCAUUCAGGAAAUUCUUUUCAAUUCAACAUCGAUUAUCUCGACGACUCAUUGUUCCCCGCAAAUAUCUUCUUCCGUAUUCUCUUUUGCUCCAAUAACCACCAUUUCCUACAAAUCUUCACACCUAAUUACAGCACACUCCGACAACACUAUUCAACUAUUUCAUGUCACGAAUCCCAAUAGUAUAUUACAAUGCACGCACACCCAGACGUUAUAUGGACAUACGGGCAGUGUACAAGCUGUUGCAAUUGAUGAAUAUGGGAAACUAAUAAGCGGUGCAAUGGAUCAAAGUAUCAAAAUAUGGGAUCUUGGGAUCAGAGGGAAAGCAGAAGAAGAUAUGGAUGAGAGAAGGGAGUGGGAAGAGAAAGAAAUCAAAGAGAAAGGGGCGACGGGUGAAGCUGUGUGCGUUGUUACGUUGAAUGAUGCUAUGGACAUGGAUGUAGAGUCCAAGGGUGUUAAUUGGCUGGGAUUUGAUGAAGGGCGGAUUGUAAGUGUGAAUGGCGGAUGGCAGGAUGGUAGUAUGGUAAGAGUUGGGAACGGAGAGAAUGCUCCGGCUGGAUGGACUUCAAAUGGACAGUUUGGCGUCGGGGUGGUCAAAGUGUGGUCCUUUUGUGACGAGUAA
Paraglomus brasilianum is the source of this 1656-nucleotide messenger RNA. NCBI's taxonomy places the organism in Eukaryota, Fungi, Glomeromycota, Glomeromycetes, Paraglomerales, Paraglomeraceae. The record is from the annotation of a GenBank genome assembly.